AUUUUUAGCCGCACCUGUUGCAGUCACACUGCCUUACGUGUUAGGAAAUAAAUUUAAGUUUUUUUUCCCAAAAUGCCGAAAAAGAAAACAGGGCAGCGAAAAAAGGCAGAAAAGCAAAAACUGCGGCUUAAGGAGAUCCGCAGCAGGGAGGUGCCUUUGGCAGAUGUGCCCUGCAAUGCGCCGAUGGAGUGUGACAAGUGUGAGAAGAAGCAAAAAUCGCGAGCCUUCUGCUACUUCUGCCAAAGCCUGCAGAGGCUACCAAUUUGCGCUCAGUGUGGAAAGAUUAAGUGCAUGCUGAAGACAGGAGACUGUGUGGUGAAGCAUCCGGGAGUCUAUACUACCGGUUUGGGUAUGGUAGGCGCCAUCUGCGACUUCUGCGAGGCUUGGGUGUGCCACGGACGCAAAUGCCUCCAGAAUCACGCCUGCACGUGUCCGUUGCAGAAUGCGACCUGCCUGGAGUGCGAACGCGGUGUCUGGGAGCACGGUGGACGUAUCUUCAAGUGCUCCUUCUGCAACGGAUUCUUGUGCGAGGACGACCAGUUCGAGCACCAGGCCAGCUGUCAGGUGUUGGAGUCGGAGAACUACAAGUGCCAGUCUUGCAACAAGCUGGGCCAGUACUCCUGCCUACGAUGCAAGACCUGUUACUGCGAGGAUCAUGUGCGCCGCAAGGGUUUUAAGUACGACAAGAACAAGGCCAUUCCGUGUCCCAAGUGCAACUACGACACCUCUGUGACCAAGGACCUCAGCAUGUCUACGCGUUCCCACAAAUUUGGGCGUCAGCAACAAGGAGGCAACAGCGACGACGAGGAUGGAUAUGGUGGAUACUUCGGAGCCAGUGGCAGUGGAGGAGGCUACUAUGGUGGUGCUGCCAGUGGUGGUUAUUCCUAUGGCGAUGAUGAUGAUGAUGAUGAUGAAUCUGAUGGAGAUUACGAGGAUGAAAGCGAUGAAGACGACGAUGAUGAUGAGGAGGACGAAGACGAGACCACGGAGAGCGAGGCGGAGAAGGAAACCGACAAAAAGGCCACCAAAUAAGGCUGAAUUGUUUAUAUAUAAAUGGCCUUUUGUUAGACUCGGCUGUGCAUUCGUUGCUCUCAAUGUAAUUCUGUAAUAAAUUCUUUGUGAAAUUGUA
This is a messenger RNA of Drosophila eugracilis, 1129 nucleotides long. It is a transcript of the gene Noa36, whose product is annotated as zinc finger protein 330 homolog. The transcript is spliced from 2 exons. Gene Ontology annotation, molecular function: zinc ion binding. Lineage: Eukaryota; Metazoa; Arthropoda; Insecta; Diptera; Drosophilidae. Gene Ontology annotation, cellular component: nucleus. Bases 73 to 1032 code for a protein of 319 amino acids. The record is from RefSeq and is a predicted model, not a curated record.